Molecule: messenger RNA, 474 nt
Organism: Anoplopoma fimbria (sablefish)
Lineage: Eukaryota; Metazoa; Chordata; Actinopteri; Perciformes; Anoplopomatidae
Gene: timm8b
Product: translocase of inner mitochondrial membrane 8 homolog B (yeast)
Exons: 2
Coding region: 117-386 (89 amino acids)
Source: RefSeq, a predicted model, not a curated record
CGUGACGUCAUUGGUGGAUCUUCGUUUUUGACAGGCUGCGCUCACUCGCGUUGAAUCCGAAGGUCAGCUCGUCUCCCCCGGCAGCACGGAGGCACCGUGACCGCGUUACAGACGCCAUGGACGGCUACGACAACCUGAACGCGUCGGAGAAAGCGGAGGCGUCGGAGCUGCAGAGGAUGAUCGCGAUAGAGCAGCAGAAAGCGCAGUUCCAGGCCCAGGUUCACACGUUCACGGACGUCUGCUGGGAUAAGUGCGUGGACAGUCCGGGCUCCAAGCUGGACCACCGGACGGAGACGUGCCUGGUGAGCUGCGUGGAGCGCUUCAUCGACACCACCCUGACCAUCACCAACCGCUUCACCCAGAUGGUGCAGAAGGGCGCUCACUGACGACGGCGUUGAUGAAAUGUUUUGUAUCGCGUUGAUGGACGUUUGAAUAUCCUGUAAUGUGACGUCAGUAAAGGGACGCAGCGUUCGC